UGAACUUGUUUCAACUGCAAAUACCGAAGAGUGACUACUAUGGUUAGUUGUUCCGAAUUUCAGUGCAUACAAAUUUGUUAAAGGAACAAAGUGAAGUGAUGAAUCAAGCAAUGAUCUCAAAGAUUCGUGAUCAAUUCUGUAAUUGACCCUACUUCUUCUCCCUCCCUCGUUCUUCUCGCUGUUAGGUUUCCAUACAAAAGAAAAAUUCAAAUAUCCAGUUGUAGUAUUCUGGUGGGUCUUUGGUUUCUUCGCUUUUGCCACAGUCGACUUUCAAUUCUUCUUCUUCUUCCAAUCUUCCUUCCUCUCUGAUUCUCCAGCUGCAACUUGUCUGGCUCUCUUUCUUCAGGUAAUUCUGUUUCCUUUCGCUCUUCUACAUUGUUCUUCGAGGUAGUGCAAUCACUGAAUCAAAAUGCGCCGCGGCGAAACUCCAUGGUCACCAAUGGAAAACCCUGCUCUAGAAUCUUGAAAAGUUUUAUACUUUAACGGUUUCAGUGCUCGAAUUCUGCUACGCUUCUAAUGAAAUGUCUUCAUUCGUGCAGAGACUGAUGAGAUUCUGCUGUGUAAUUAAAGAAAUAGACUGAUCAAUUCAAAUUUCUGUUUUGUCGGUUGAGAGAUGAUUCUUCAAGCAGGAGCUUCUUCAUGCUUUAGCUCAAUUCUACCAGGCCCAAUCUCGUGCUCCAAUCGCCAAUCCUCGUCUCUAAGGACUUCCAAUUUCAUCUCAAUUAGAGAUAGGAAUGGUAGAACGGGUGAGUUCCAUGACUUGCAUAAGGAGCUAGUCCCUUAUGCUGAAGCUUGGAAGUGGCAAAAGGACAUUGUUGCAGAGAAAAAAACCCUGAUUGAAACCAACCAGGAUUGCCCUGAUACAUUGAUUGUCCUCCAGCACCAUCCUGUCUAUACUUUGGGUAUGGGUAGUUCAUUAGAGCACCUUAAUUUCGACAUGGAUGAUGCUCCAUUCGAUGUUUAUCGAACCGAGAGAGGCGGAGAAGUUACGUAUCAUGGACCUGGACAGUUAGUUAUGUACCCAAUCGUCAAUCUCCGAAACCACAAGAUGGACAUUCAUUGGUACCUCAGGGCGCUCGAGGAGGUGAUCAUUCGUGUUCUCUCAUCGGCAUUCUCUAUCGAGGCUUCCCGAGUGGAUGGCUUGACUGGAGUGUGGUUUGGCGAUCAGAAACUGGCUGCUAUCGGGGUGAAGGUUUCUCGGUGGAUAGCAUACCAUGGAGUUGCGCUGAAUGUGACCACAGAUUUGGCUCCUUUUGAAUCGAUAGUGCCUUGUGGGAUUAAGGAUAGAAGGGUUGGCAGCAUCAAGUCAUUGCUGGGUUUAGAUGAUGAUACUCAGCUGAUUGAGACUGCUUAUAAGUCAUUGAUUAAGGAGUUCUCUGAAGUUUUCGAUCUCGGAAUCGACCAAAUAGCUUAUUCAUCCAUUUUGGAUAAAGAUUAGAGCUCUCCUUCAACCUUGGCUUAUAUCAAACAUGAAUACAAAAGUGUAAUGGAACACAUACACCGGCAUUGCUUGACAUUAUUGGUUUCCAGAAAUGUGCUCAUACUUGCAAUUCUUUUACAGACCGGGGAGCUGUGGCCUGUGAGAUGCCUUGCUGGACACUCAAAGGUCUUAUAUUUUUUGCACUCUUAGCAGGUUUAUUCAUAUAGUGGCACGAAAUACCCUUUCCACCAUCGCUAUUUUCGGGAUGGAGUACCAAUUGGUUGCUGUGUUGUAGUUGCCCUUAUUGUAUUGUGUAUCUGGAUUCCGCAUUUGACACACAUCCAAAAUCCUGGCACCAAUUUGUGGACCAAAAGAAUAAUUUGUUUCUCCCAGGAAAAAAGAUAGUCUGUUGACUUGUUAAGCUGCAAACUUGCCUCCGUACAGAAAGAAAAGUCUGCUCUUCUCUGGUCCUUUUCUGAUGAAUGUACUAGGUAGUUGCAUCAUUAAUGAAUAGUACUGUAAAAG
Linum trigynum is the source of this 1945-nucleotide messenger RNA. NCBI's taxonomy places the organism in Eukaryota, Viridiplantae, Streptophyta, Magnoliopsida, Malpighiales, Linaceae. The record is from the annotation of a GenBank genome assembly.